UUUUACAGCAGACUGGCGGUCACAGAGGUGGUUGGGAUGAAUAUGACCACCAGACUUUCCUUAAAUUCAGAAAUAGACACAAGGGUAAACAGUCAUUUUUAGACGUGGCACUCAAUUCACUCCCAGGUCGCACAAUGCUGGAAGUGAAAGAACAUGAGAAUUGGUAUCAGGAAUACCUCGCCUUGUUGGAUAAAAAGAAAAUUGGAAUACAAAAAUGGAAAAUACAGAAAAAGGCUGAGAAGGAGGAGUUGAUAUCUAAGGUUGGUGAAGAUGAUAUUGAGAGCAGUGAUGAUGAAGAAACAAAGCAGAAAAAAGCUCAACAAAUGGAGAAGGAAAAAAUAGAAAAAAUGGAAAAAUUAAAUGCGUGGAAGGUGCAAAAAGAGUUGGAACGCAUGCAAGAAGAAGAGAAGAAAAUGAAAGAACAACUUCGACACGCUCAAAACAGAGAGAAAGAAAGAAAAAGACAGUUGGAACUCAAGUCAAGAGUGAGAGAAUAUGCCAAGCAGAAGAAGGAGGAAGAGGAAAAUCAACAUAUUGAGAUGCAGAUUAGAAGAGAAAUUGAGCUGGAGGAGAAGCGACGGGUUGCGGAGGCUGAGAUUUCACGUUUUCAAGAAAGAGAUCAGAGGCGAUUGAUAGAGAAACAAGCAAAAGAGAAAGCCAAGGAAGCUGCAUGGCAGAAGAAACAACAACAAUUAGAAAAACUGAAGGGACAGGUCAAAGUUCAAGUUCAGAGAGAUCCGUCUCGAUUAUAUAAAUUAACAGAAGGGUGGAAAGAAAGACAGAAGGAUUCAGAAAGCUCACACUCAGGACAAAUGCUGCAUAUACCACAUAGAUCCGUGCCAUCUUGGAGAUCAGGACUUUAGUCAACUUACUGCCACGCCAAAUUUUUCAACAUUUAGAUCCAUAUUUAAAAGUUGGACUUCGUCAGAACACUGAAGACAAUAGUUGAAUAAUGUUAUGAUUUAGCAUAUUUUUUGAACACACACUGAGGCCACACAAUCCUGCAAUGCUCCUACAAAGCUUUCAAUCUAUCAUAAUUUAUCAAUUCCUUGCAACAAACAGUACACUGCUAGUGUGGAUAACUCAACUAUCCUUGCUCAUUGACAAUAUUGUCUGGUUCAUAUACUCAGUGUUAUGACUGGUCACCUCUGUGAAUCCAUAUUUCGCACUUACCUAAACCAAUCAUGUUCAAACUUCACACGUAUAUCAUGGGAUACAUAUGCAUGUGUACUUGUUUCAUGAUUCAAUUUAAGAUUGUCGAAUGGCAGCCAUUUUAAUGCAUAAAAUUCUUCAAAAUCAAGCAUUUGUCAUUUUCGGACCAGAUCUUGAUUGUGUGUAAAUGGAUUUUAUUCAAACCUGUUACAUUUUAGGAUCCAUAUCAUUGACAUACCUUAACAUGUUCAGACUUCACAUGUACAUUAUACAUCUCAUGUUAAAUAUAUACAUAAUCGAUACAAUUCAA
Molecule: messenger RNA, 1462 nt
Organism: Saccoglossus kowalevskii
Lineage: Eukaryota; Metazoa; Hemichordata; Enteropneusta; Harrimaniidae
Product: coiled-coil domain-containing protein 112-like
Source: RefSeq, a predicted model, not a curated record